Molecule: messenger RNA, 965 nt
Organism: Rubroshorea leprosula
Lineage: Eukaryota; Viridiplantae; Streptophyta; Magnoliopsida; Malvales; Dipterocarpaceae
Source: the annotation of a GenBank genome assembly
ACCUCCAACGCCGGCUUCCCCCAACAAAACACCCUUGGUGCUCGCCGUUCACGGUGCGUCACCGCCGUUAUUAGCUGCUCUCCUCCGGACGAACACAGUGUUCUCACUCUUACCGUACUCUUCUCCAUAUCCAGAUUGAAACAGCUGAAUCAAAUCAAACCCUAGAACUGAAAUCAGAGAUCUUUCGAAAAUCUAAGGCCAGAAAUGAAGAGCCAAAGCAGUUAUGUGCCUCCACCUUACAUACCUUUGGGACAAUCUGACUCAGAGCUUCCUCUCCCCGCUCAUCCCGCUUCACCUCAAGAUGGAGCUGUGCAGUCCCAGUGGUCUUCUGGAAUCUGUGCUUGCUGCGACGAUAUGCAGAGCUGUUGUAUAGGUCUCUUCUGCCCUUGCUUUUUGUUUGGGAAGAAUGCAGAGUUCCUGGGGUCAGGCACUUUAAUGGGAUCGUGCAUUACCCAUUUUAUUCUUUGGGGCUUUAUCAAUUCUCUAUGCUGUAUAUUGACUGAAGGUUUUUUGUUGGGAUUACCCGGAUGCUUUGUUGCAUGUUAUGCUUGUGGCUACCGCAAGGCACUACGCGCAAAGUAUAAUUUGCAGGAAGCGCCGUGUGGGGAUUUUGCAACCCAUUUUUUCUGCCAUCCAUGUGCCAUUUGCCAGGAGUACAGAGAGAUUCGUGAAAGGGCUGGAGAUUCCAAUAACCUGGCUGUUGUUACUGCCCCACCUGUCCAAACAAUGGAGUUAGAUCCCAAAUAAUGAUUCUAUCAUCUAAUGUUUCUUUCAUUGAUGGAACCGUUUUCUUGGGUCGUACUCGUCUCAUUUCUUUCUGAUGUAAUCCGAGUUGUUAUGGUUGCCAUAUAUAACUUUGUGCUUGCUUGACUUUGUCUUCAGUUCCGAGCUUCUUCAUUCUUCAAUAUAAACAAGAGUACAACGUUAAUAGUAACCUUGUACACUAAUACAGUGGCAUGUUAAUA